Molecule: messenger RNA, 1449 nt
Organism: Rotaria sp. Silwood2
Lineage: Eukaryota; Metazoa; Rotifera; Eurotatoria; Philodinida; Philodinidae
Source: the annotation of a GenBank genome assembly
AUGGGUUGGGAAGAAUUACCAACUAUUUUAUUAGAAGAAAUUUUCAGUCUACUACCAAUACAUUAUCGUUAUUAUUGUUCUCAAGUUUGUCAAUCAUGGUAUAGAACAUUUCAUUCACCUAUUAUUUGGCAAACAUUUAUAUUUGAUGGUCGUGUAUUUACACGAAAAAAAUUUAAUUUAUUUCGUGGUUAUGAACGUAUUCUUAAUUCAUAUCGUGUUCAACUUUAUUUACCACGUAAAAGUCAAUAUAUAAAACGAUUAAUUAUAAAACCUAUUCCUGAAUAUCAUAAUAUGUGUGAUUUUCUUAAUAUUUUAACAACUUUUUUUCAUUAUUAUGGUGCAGAUGAUUAUCCAUUACCAUAUCUUGAAGAAUUUUCAUUUACAUUUCAUGUAUUAGUAUCAAUUGAUGAUGAUACAAAUAAUCAAGGUACUAUUAUAAAUGCAUAUUAUCAACAACCAAAUAUAUUUAUACCUGGUAAAAAACGUUAUUACGGUACAGGUGGAAUUAUUUUACAAACAUUACGUCGUUUUAUAUCAUCAAUUCGUUGUUUAAAACGUUUUCAUUUAAAUAAUCUUUUACUUGGAUCAAAUUCUGAUAUAGGUGCGUGUCUUGAUGAACUUCUUGAAAAUUCAUGUGAAACACUUGAAUAUCUUGAAAUACUUAAUUAUACAUCAAAUAUUAUACCAUUGUAUAUAAUUGGAUUAUUUUCAAAUUUAUAUUCAUUAUCAAUAAGUUCACAUUCAUUAAGUGAUGAUGUUCUUCUUUUAUUUGCUAAUCAUCUUAUUCAUUUACGUCGAUUAAAUAUUAUACAAGAUGAAUUAACAAUACCUUGUCGUUAUUCAGAUUCAAUAUGGACUGAAAUAGAUAUUAUUUUACGAGAAAAUAAACGAGAAUGGUGUAUUCGAAUGGUAACAAAAGGAAAAUGCAAAAAUGAACCAUAUUGGCCAACUAGUCCAGCACCAGUACGAGCUAUUGUUUAUGAUACAAGUUUGAUUAGAGCAGUACAAACUUCAAUGUAUACUUGUAUGGAACAAUAUAGUAGAACAUUGGAAAUUUAUGCUCAUCUUCAAUCAAUGUGUCGUGUCUACAUACCACGGUCAUUUGUAGAACGUGCUGAUAUGGCUUAUAUAGGCCUUGUUAAAACACUUCGAUAUUUACAUACGUUAGUAAUAAGAGAACGAAUUUCAACUGCAACUUGUCUUCUUAUAGUAUAUUAUGGUACAAAACAUAAUCUUAAAUAUUUUCAUCUUAGACGUAAUUGUGUUAUUUUACGAAAUGAAUAUCGACAAUAUAUAUUUAAUGAACUCGGUGAUAAUAAUGAACAGAUGCAUAUAUGGUUAGAAAAAAAUUGUCGAAAAUAUAAUCAUGUAGAAGAGGCUGUAUCAUUAUUAUUUGAACGACGAUGGAAAAUGCUUAGUGAUUGGGAAUACAAUCAAAUUCGUGUUUAA